AUGCCUGGCCUUUACAGCGCUGUGCCCCCUCCAUCUGAGGCCCCGCGUCCGGCUGCAUCACCAGCUGGUAAGGCAGCCUCGCCGUCGCCAAGGACCCCUUCACGCCAGAACAACCAUGCGACACCGCCCGGCGUCAUCGAUAUCGAGGCCUGGACCAUCUCCGCCCUCCAAUCCCUGAGCGUCAGUCCCAUCGCGCGAGGGACCGGUUCGCCACUCACCAUCCCGCUGGACGAAGCUCCCAAGCAGGCGGAGGACAAGCCCCUGGCUGAAGGGACGAGACGGACAGUCACCAUCGCACGCCUCCCUCCAGACCGCCUCAUCGGCGUGCCCAACGCCCAGCCGCCCAUCCCCUCCGACUUUGAGCCUCGCCCGACACACCCAUCCACCAACGUUCCCUACCACCUCGCCGCCUUCUGGGAUCGCGACUCGCCCACGUCGGCCUCUGUCCGCCAGCGCCUCGACACAAAAUCUCUCGCCCAGCAAGCCCGCCGCAAGACGCAGCAGCUCGCCAACGGAUCCGCCACCGGCCGCGGCGCCGGCAUGGUGCCGCGCGACCUGCGCGAUUACACCAAGCGGUCCCCCGCCAUCAAGAACUGGGUUCGUUUCCUCGAGGAGCCGGUCCGCAACUUUGUGCGCCAGCAGCGCGGCGACGCCCCCGUAGACGAGGACACGGAUGCCGAGGGCCUGGACAGCGAGGACGAGGAGAUUGUCUUUGUUGGCCGCAAGAACCAGCCGACGCCUGCUGCUGCCGCUGCCAAGGCGCAGGGCUGGAAGAAGGCGACGCGCGACGACGGCAGCGGCAACCUUGAGACAGGCGUUGUCUUUGACGAGCUGGGCGACGACGAGAGCGCGUCCUUCAAGUGGGUUGCCCCCGAGAUGCGGCCCCACGAGGAAUCGUUUACUGACUUGGUCUUUUCGCAGGCGCUGGCUCACACACUCCAUCUCCGACUACUACGGCCUCGAGUCGCGCUCCGUCACAACGGGGACACCCGCCCGACGCGUCGUCUACAUUGGCUCGAAACAACUCGAGACCAACCACAGGGGGCCCAACGCCAGUCAUGA
Verticillium alfalfae VaMs.102 is the source of this 1062-nucleotide messenger RNA. RefSeq lists its product as hypothetical. Bases 1 to 1062 code for a protein of 353 amino acids. The transcript has 2 exons. The record is from RefSeq and is a predicted model, not a curated record. NCBI's taxonomy places the organism in Eukaryota, Fungi, Ascomycota, Sordariomycetes, Glomerellales, Plectosphaerellaceae.